GACUGGAAACACGUUCGUGUGAUGGUUUGAGUUUUGGUUUCAGCUCGGGGGUUUAAAGUGUUUUAGACGGUAAAAUGUCGGACGCUUUGCUGCACUGGUGUGUGGACCAGUUACACCACAAGUUUGGGUUGGAGGCGUGUGAAGACAUCGUCACAUACAUUCUAUCCAUCGAAACAGCUGAGGAGAUCGAGGAGUACAUGGGAGACCUCCUGCAGGGCACGGAUGGGUUAAAAAGGCAGUUUAUAGACGAGCUCCUCAGCAGAUGGAAGAAGACUCAAAGACAGGCCACAGAUACCACAAGUCUUUUCCUUCUUAAAGAAUCUGUUUCAUCAGCAGACUCACAAGACCUGACUAAAGAUACCCAGAAGAAGUCUAAACGCAAGGGCCGUAACAAACAGGAGGUAAUGACUGUGAGCCAAACAGAACCUGAGCCAGAGGCAGUCAAAACCCCCAUUGAUUUGAUGAGGGCCCAAGAAAACAGUAGUGGUUCUUCAACAAAGAAGAAAAGUAAGUUUGUCAGUCUCUAUGCUAAAGAGGGACAGGACAGGCUUGCUGUCUUACUCCCUGGUCGAUAUGCCUGUGAGUGCCUUGCUCAAAGGCACAAACUUAUCAACAACUGCAUCACCUGUGGUCGCAUUGUGUGUGAGCAAGAAGGCUCAGGACCCUGCCUUUUCUGUGGAAAGCUGGUCUGCACAAAAGAAGAGCAGGAGAUCCUGCAACGAGACUCCAACAAAAGUCAGAAACUAAGAAAGAAGCUUAUGGGAGACUCUGGAGACAGAGAUUAUCUCCCACACCAUGAGGCCAAGAUGAAGGCGGGCUUGGAGAAGGCCCUCCAGCACAAAGACAAACUGCUGGAGUAUGACAGGAACAGUGUCAAGAGAACACAAGUUCUGGAUGAUGAGUCAGAUUACUUUGCUACUGAGUCCAACCAGUGGCUGUCACCCGGAGAGCGAGAAAAGCUGAAGAAGAAGGAGGAGGAGCUUAGGGAACUUCGCCAUGCCUCUCGCAAGGACAGAAAGAUCACGCUGGACUUUGCUGGUAGACAAGUGGUUGAAGAGGGAAGCAACCUCAACGAGUACUACAACAAACUGGAUGAGACCCUCAAGGCUAUGAACAAUGACACUAUGUCAAAAUCACCAGUGUAUUCUGAAAAACAAAGUGGAAAGCAGAGCCUCGGAGACCUGGUCAACCCCAACAUAGUUCAGUCUGCACCAGAGUUUGUGAACGUUGGAGGCGGCGAAAGCUACAGGAGAAACAUGGCACAGCGAAGGAGUUUGGCAGAGGACAAGGGAGGAGAAGAACGUAACAGGCUGCGGCUCCAAGACAAAGAGCUGCAAGAGAUGGCUGACGGAGGCCUGUGCCUCAGCAUGCACCAACCAUGGGCCUCACUGCUGGUCAAAGGCAUCAAGAGGGUAGAGGGGCGAACUUGGUACACAUCACACCGAGGUCGUCUUUGGAUUGCUGCUGCAGCCAAGAAGCCCACCCCUCAGGAGAUUGCUGAGGUGGAAGCCAUGUACCGCCACAUCUACAAAAGAGAGCCCAGGUUUCCUAAAGACUACCCCACCGGCUGCCUGUUGGGCUGCGUCAACAUGACCGACUGCCUGUCUCAGGAGCAGUUCAGAGAACAGUUCCCUGAUACCUGUGAGGAGUCUGCUUCCCCAUUCGUCUUCAUCUGCACCAACCCUCAGGAGCUGCUGGUGAAAUUCCCCAUGAAAGGGAAGCACAAGAUCUGGAAGCUGGAGAGCCACUACCACCAGGGUGCCAAGAAGGGGCUGGUCCCAUCAGCUGCAGAGUGACGUCAGAGGAGAAGCUGUGGUGGAAAAACAGCCUGAUCUCACGGGAACAUGGCAAAUUAUGUUCUCCAAAAAAAAGAAAAAUGGCCACAUUCCCAACAUUUUAUUGGGAGUUGUCAGUGCUGACACAGGAUCAUUAUCUGCUCUGUCUCUGUUUUUAAUUACUGACAUUUGCAUUUUACUUAAGAAAUACUGCUUUAAAGUAUGUAGUACAUAAAUAUAUAUUAUCAUUUUGACAAAUUCUGCAUUCUGCGUUGUCUAUUUGAUUAUUUGCACAA
Seriola dumerili (greater amberjack) is the source of this 2071-nucleotide messenger RNA. RefSeq names its product thyroid hormone receptor interactor 4 (gene trip4). The record is from RefSeq and is a predicted model, not a curated record. Gene Ontology annotation, molecular function: zinc ion binding. The coding region runs from base 75 to 1796 and encodes 573 amino acids. Lineage: Eukaryota; Metazoa; Chordata; Actinopteri; Carangiformes; Carangidae. Gene Ontology annotation, biological process: regulation of DNA-templated transcription. The transcript is spliced from 13 exons. Gene Ontology annotation, cellular component: nucleus.